ACCCUCCUCAUGCUCCGUAUCUCACCAAAGCUGUCCCACACUGCCGCACGCCUCAGAACACCCCGCACACCUGCCGCCGCCGCCGCCGCCGCGGAAAGAUGAAAGCCAUCGGAAGCGGCGGCGAGUGGUGGUGGAACCUCCCGUCUCUCCGCCGCAAGAACGAUUCGCGCCGCCGCGGCCGCCGCAACCAGGACGCUCGCGGCCGCCGCCGCGGCCCCCCGCGGGAGCCGCUCUCGUCGUCGUCGUCGGACUCCGUCGGCCAAAGCCGGGGCUGGCCCCUCGACUUCCCGUUCCAGCAGGCCGUGACCGCCGCCUGCCUCACCCUCACCGGCGACACAAUGGCGCAGGUCCACCGCCGCAUCGUCGACCGCCGGAAACGCGGCCCCGAACCCGACAGCAAGGCUCUUGUACCGGAUCUAUUGCUCAACCAUGAUUGGCUUCGUGGGCUCCGUAUAGCAUCUUACGGGUUUCUUCUCUAUGGUCCUGGCUCAUAUGCAUGGUAUCAGUUUCUUGACAAAAGCAUGCCCAAGCAAACACUCGCGACUCUGUCCGCUAAGGUCCUACUGAACCAGAUUGUUCUUGGUCCAUGUGUUAUCUCUGUAAUUUUUGCCUGGAAUAACUUGUGGUUAGGAAAAUUGUCAGAAUUGCCAUCUAAGUAUCAGAAUGACGCCCUUCCCACUCUUCUCGAUGGGUUCAAAUUUUGGAUUCCAGUAUCGAUUGUUAACUUUGGGAUGAUUCCUUUGCCUGCUCGUGUUGCCUUCAUGUCCUCUUGUUCCAUCUUCUGGAACUUCUAUUUGUCGACCACAAUGAACAAAUGAACUUCUAGUUCUCAACUUCAGAUCCAUUCAACUGCAGCAGAGGAGGAUCUGAAGGGGCUUCUUUCCUAUUAUACAUAGUAUGGCGGUGGUGCCUCGGGCAAUUCUGGUGGUGGUCUCUUGAGUUGACAGACAUUAUUGCAGAUGAUCCAUAAGUAUGUGGAUACGGUCGAUGGAGAAAUUACAGUUCUUUCUAAACAUCUAUGAGCAUGUUGCUCUAGUUUGACAGUGAAAGUGUUGUAACCUGUAUCAUUUGUUCAGUGACCUUGAACUUUUAUAUGACAAAGACAUUAGUGCAGGCCUCUGAAUACAGUUUUGUAAGUGCCAUUCUCCAGGAAUCUGAAUUCCGUUUUUGAAAAUUAAACUUCAAUGUGUGAGUUUCUAUGGACAGUCCAAGAAAGAAUAAAAUGAAGAUCGAAGCAGGUUCCAGCAUCUUUAA
Messenger RNA from Triticum aestivum (bread wheat), 1254 nucleotides. RefSeq names its product protein Mpv17. Bases 99 to 818 code for a protein of 239 amino acids. The transcript is spliced from 6 exons. Gene Ontology annotation, cellular component: membrane; cytoplasm. Lineage: Eukaryota; Viridiplantae; Streptophyta; Magnoliopsida; Poales; Poaceae. The record is from RefSeq and is a predicted model, not a curated record.